UAAAUAAGGGGCUUUGAAAGACGGUUUCUCGUUUCCUUGACAGCUUCUAGGCCACCCUAUCUCCCCCAAUAAAAGCAAUCUAUCAGCCUUCUGGUUUGACAGACUGACUUGGAUGGUCUUCUCCACUGUUAAUCGAUAGCUCAACCUAUACAUUCCUCGUCACCAACAGCAUCAAUAGUCACAUAACACCUCCUAAGAAACUCAGCAUUGACAUGAAGGCGAUAGGCUUUUUCACAAUCAUCGCUGGCUUCUCGACGACCGCACGCGCAGGCCCGAUCGCAUACGGCGUCUGUCAAGCAGGAUGCGCCUCCGUCGUGAUGGCUUGCUACGCUGCAGGCGGCGCGACAUGGGGAGCCACUGCUGGAGCCACGGCCCCAGCGACGAUUGCAGCUUGCAAUAGUGCAUUUGGAGUCUGUUCUGCUGCUUGUGCUCAAACGGCUCUGAUUGCUCCUACACCAUGAUCCUGAAAUGGGGAAAGGUUACCGGAAAGGGCAUUGGAUCGUCGAAUGGACAACAUUCUUUUAGGCUGCGGAGGGGAUUUCUGUAUUUGAAGUGAUGGUAGGGCCAGGACGGGAAGAAAAGCUUAUGCCCGGGGAAAAUGCAUGGGUUGCUACCGGUUUGAUGUCUCUCUUUGGGACUUGAUCAACUCACUACCGUUUAUUGGAGGUUUCGGGAGACAUGCAGCAAGGUUUAACAGGAUGUCACUCUAUGUUCUGUUCAUGAUGUCAUGUGAAUGAGAGAGAAUAUGUUUAAUUGAAGAUUGUAAAUGGA
This is a messenger RNA of Fusarium oxysporum Fo47, 771 nucleotides long. RefSeq lists its product as uncharacterized. NCBI's taxonomy places the organism in Eukaryota, Fungi, Ascomycota, Sordariomycetes, Hypocreales, Nectriaceae. Bases 213 to 461 code for a protein of 82 amino acids. The transcript has a single exon. The record is from RefSeq and is a predicted model, not a curated record.